Molecule: messenger RNA, 606 nt
Organism: Dufourea novaeangliae
Lineage: Eukaryota; Metazoa; Arthropoda; Insecta; Hymenoptera; Halictidae
Product: integumentary mucin C.1-like
Exons: 1
Coding region: 1-606 (201 amino acids)
Cellular component (GO): extracellular region
Molecular function (GO): chitin binding
Source: RefSeq, a predicted model, not a curated record
AUGGCUGUUUCCGUUGGAGCGGCCAUUGUGACAGAAUGCCCACGCUUCGACGGGGAAAAUGCGACACAUAUUCCCCACGAGUCAGAUUGUCAUAAAUUUUACAAGUGUCUUAGCGGGGAAAAAUACGAGAUUCCCUGUCCAUCGUACAAUGGUGGAACACUAAAAUUGUGUUACAACCCGGAGUUGCAAGUCUGCGAUUGGCCGCAAAACGUUACCUGCUGCAACCCAGAUCUUACAUCACCCAUAACGCCGACAUCCUCAACGACAUCCCCAUCGACAUCCACCACGACAUCCACCACGACAUCCACCACGACAUCCCCACCGACAUCCACCACGACAUCCACCACGACAUCCACCACGACAUCCACCACGACAUCUCCACCGACAUCUCCAGGAUCAUACGACUGUCCAUCAACUGGUAGGACGAACAUACCCCAUGAAAACCUAUGCAGGCUGUAUUACGAGUGUGAUAAUGGGGUGCAGCAAUUACAUUGCUGUAAAGUGAAUUUAGUUUUCAAUCGCAUAAUCAGAGCAUGCGACUAUAAGGAAAAUGUAAAGGAUUGUACGCCUGUCGGCAUUGAGGAAUGUCCAUUUACGACCGAAUAA